UUGUGCACACUCGAGUCGUUCCAUGAUAUUUUAUAUCUGCAAAUUAUUUAAAUAAUAAAAACCUUAUCAGUAUCAUUAAUGCGAAACACGAGAGAGCCCUAUGAAUUCAUGAAGUCGCCACGCCCCCACGAUAAUAAAUAAUCCAAUCCAAUUGAUGACUUUUUGUCAUUGAGUUUUUACAUCAACAAUUUAAUACCAAUAUUACAAUUAAUUAGUGAUUUUAGUGUUUGGAUGCAAAAAAAUUACUUAUUUAAAUGUUCAAUAUCUUUAAGAGCUUAUAAAUAUAAACUGAACUGUGUAGUGCUGAAACGUGAAUAUGUCUGUGUUGAAUAAUUUUAGCGUGUCUAUUGCAAAGGGACUUAGACGUCUUCAAAAAAAUGACGUCACGAAGCCGUUUCUGUCCAGCACGAAGAGGCGAGGCAGCACCAGUAACAAAGAGGACAGACCCCACUUGAAGAUGGAGAAGAGCCUCAUAGUGUCCAAGGUCACGAGAUUCGAAUAUGAAAAACACAGUCGAGAGAACAUAUCCGAUGAUGAGCUGGAGAGGAUACUUCGGAAGCGAGGGUCAGACUACGACGCCAUGCUACAAAACCAUAAAGAACAGAAAGCAUUCGAAGAAAGUGUUGCGAAGAAUAUGAGGGACAUUGGAUUGAAAGUGGAGAUGGCUAGCAGAUGUGCGAAACUUGGGACCAUUGUAGAGACGCCCGCAAGAUUAACAUACAACGAUGAACUAAUCAAUUGGUGUGACGUAGUGGUGCCGUGUGGUGGGGAUGGCACCUUUUUACUGGCCGCUUCCAGGGUACGAGAUGCAAAUAAACCAGUGAUAGGCUUCAACAGUUCCCCGCAACGGUCUGUCGGGAGGCUGUGCCUACCCACGUGGUGCUCCAACGACGUCAAGGGUGCGCUACACGCAUUGAAGGAGGGCAAGUUUAAGUGGCUGCGCAGAUCACGAAUUCGUACGACAGUGUCAAGCGUGCCCAAACUACUCGACAAAAUUACACCAGUCGAUCUGCACACACUUCACUACUGCAGAUACCCACCAGUGUCUCACUUCCAGGACACGGAGUGUCAGCCCGACCACACAGACCAAGACGCACCAAGCUCGCAGCUAUCCACGAAGGUGUUGCCAUUUUUAGCACUUAACGAGGUGUUCAUAGGCGAAAGUGUGACGUCACGAGUGUCGUUGCUUCGACUGCAGAUCGACAAUGGCAAGUGGACGCAGACGAAGAGUUCAGGGCUCUGUGUCACAACCGGCACGGGCAGUACUUCAUGGCAUUUCAGUAUAAAUUGCCUCAGAACCCACUCGGUACUGGAGCUGAUGAAGAUCCUCGGUAAGGACUUCGACGUGAAGUUGGAUACGCGGCUGGAGAAGGCACGCGAAGUCGCAGAAAGAUAUAACCAGAAACUGAUGUUCCCACCUGAUUCGCGGCAGCUGGCGUACAGCGUCCGCGAAUACAUCACGUUCGAAGAAUGGCCGGCGCCACGUGGCCUGCGUGUGCGGGACUCCGCCGCAUCUGUGCGUGUACGCUCGCACUGCACCGACGCAGGAUUAGUGGUCGAUGGCAGUGUCUCGUUCCCCUUCAACGAUGGCACUGAAGCCUUACUGGAGAUAUACCCUGAAGAUUCCCUGAUGACAGUGCAAAUGGAUGAAGCCCUACCCCAUUAACAAAGUAGAACUCGCAGUGAGGAACUAUUCAAUUUGUAUACAGGCAUAUAUUUAUUUGGCUAUGUGGACAACGCUAUAUAUAUACUUCUAAAGAGGUUAUAUCACCACUGUAUAUAUAUUACAAUAUACAUAUGUAUUUCUAUAGUUUUAUAAAAAAUACCCCUUGUUUACAAAGACCAGGUUACUUGAUACACCUUCUGUUAUAUAAUAUAUCAAAUCUAUACAUAAGAGACUAUUUAAAAUUGUAUUUCACACAAUUUCGCAAUAUUAUUUGCUUAACAAAAAAUGUUCGAAUUCAUGAAUUAUGAACUUCUACUUUUGAAGUCGGUAAUUAAUUAGCGAAUUAAGAAAGGGGGCUAGAUUAAAUUUGUCGUGAUUGAAAACAACUCCAACAUUAUUUAUUGAUGCGUAAAUGACCUAAGAAUCCAAAUUUAAUUCUUUUCUUUCAAACAGUUAUUCA
This is a messenger RNA of Achroia grisella, 2126 nucleotides long. It is a transcript of the gene Nadk2, whose product is annotated as NAD kinase 2, mitochondrial. Bases 317 to 1666 code for a protein of 449 amino acids. The record is from RefSeq and is a predicted model, not a curated record. Lineage: Eukaryota; Metazoa; Arthropoda; Insecta; Lepidoptera; Pyralidae. Gene Ontology annotation, cellular component: mitochondrion. Gene Ontology annotation, biological process: NADP+ biosynthetic process; NAD+ metabolic process. The transcript has 12 exons. Gene Ontology annotation, molecular function: NAD+ kinase activity.